Messenger RNA from Saccharomyces eubayanus, 360 nucleotides. RefSeq names its product 40S ribosomal protein eS26 (gene RPS26B). The transcript has a single exon. Gene Ontology annotation, biological process: translation. Gene Ontology annotation, cellular component: ribosome; cytosolic small ribosomal subunit. Bases 1 to 360 code for a protein of 119 amino acids. NCBI's taxonomy places the organism in Eukaryota, Fungi, Ascomycota, Saccharomycetes, Saccharomycetales, Saccharomycetaceae. Gene Ontology annotation, molecular function: mRNA binding; structural constituent of ribosome. The record is from RefSeq and is a predicted model, not a curated record.
AUGCCAAAAAAGAGAGCUUCCAACGGUAGAAACAAGAAGGGUAGAGGUCACGUCAAGCCAGUCAGAUGUGUCAACUGUUCCAAGUCCAUUCCAAAGGACAAGGCCAUCAAGAGAAUGGCUAUCAGAAACAUCGUUGAAGCUGCUGCUGUCAGAGAUUUGUCUGAAGCUUCCGUGUACCCUGAAUACGCUCUACCAAAGACCUACAACAAGUUACAUUACUGUGUCUCUUGUGCUAUUCACGCCAGAAUCGUCAGAGUUAGAUCUAGAGAAGACAGAAAAAACAGAGCUCCUCCACAAAGACCAAGAUUCAACAGGGAUAACAAGGUUUCUCCAGUUGCCGCUGCUAAGAAAGCUUUGUAA